Molecule: messenger RNA, 1394 nt
Organism: Ipomoea nil (Japanese morning glory)
Lineage: Eukaryota; Viridiplantae; Streptophyta; Magnoliopsida; Solanales; Convolvulaceae
Exons: 4
Coding region: 73-1392 (439 amino acids)
Source: RefSeq, a predicted model, not a curated record
CCGAUGAUCAACAAAACAAUAAAACCCAGAACCUGAUUGAAGCAAUCAACCAACCAAGGGAAGCCAAUAGCAAUGGAAGACGACGAAGAAACAGAGAUCAUUCUCAGACUGAGCAAAACAGCAUUAAUCUCGUCAUCAUAUCAUGAAAUAUCCAACGCACGUGAAGUGAAGAGGUUAAUGUCGGCGCUGGCAUGGCUGUUUCUUGAUCAAUCGAAUCUAUGGCGGGCCGGUCUCUCUUGGUCACUCUUCUUCAUCCUCACAAUCGGGGUUCCCCUCGUUUCUUACUUAGUUUUCUCUUGCGACGCCUGUGAUUCCAAACACCAGAGGCCAUUUAAUGCUAUUGUGCAGCUUUCCCUUUCUGUCUUCGCAACCAUCUCCUUCAUCAGCCUCUCUUGCUUUGCAAGGAGAUAUGGUGUCAGGAAAUUCCUGUUUCUUGAUAGAUUAUGUGAAGAAAACGACAAGGUUCAACAAGGUUAUACCCUCCAGAUUCAUAGUUCGUUAAAGAUCCUGGCAUCUUUUGUUCUGCCAACGUUCUUAGCAGAUUGUGCGUACAAGAUUUGGUGGUUUGUCACGGGAGGAGGGCAGAUUCCUUACUUCUAUAACAUGAUCUUGAGCAACGUUGUCAUCUGUAUAUUACUGUUGUCUUCAUGGCUGUAUCGAAUUGCAAUAUCGUUUCUGGUGUGUGUUCUUUUCAGGCUAAUAUGCCAUCUCCAGAUACUGAGGCUGGAUGGGUUUGCCCAGGUUUUCGAGAAAGAGUCCGAGGUUUCUGCGAUCUUGAUAGAACAUCUUCGGAUCAGAAGAAACCUCCGUGUCAUUAGCCAUCGCUUCAGGCUGUUCAUUUUAUCCACUUUGAUCGUGGUUACGGCUAGCCAGUUCGUCUCCCUCCUCGUCACAACCGAGUCCAAAUCCCACGCCCACAUCUUCGCAGCUGCAGAGCUCGGGUUGUGCUCCAUGAUUAUGGUCACGGGGCUCUUCAUAUGCCUAAGAAGUGCAGCGAAAAUCACACACAAAGCGCAAUCGGUUGCCUCCCUUGCUGCAAAGUGGCACGCCUGCGCAACGUUGAGCUCCUUUGAUGAGUUCGGCGAUGAGACUCCGGUGGACCGAACCGGGACCGGGACGCCGCAGGCGAUACAUCCUGUGGACGCCGAUUGGGAAAAUGACGAUGAAGAAGGAGACGGAGACGACGAACUGGACAACACAAAUAUGGUGCCUGUUCACGCACACACUAUAUCCUACCACAAAAGACAAGCUCUCGUCACAUAUUUUGAACACAACAAAGCAGGAAUCACUGUUUAUGGGUUCAUGUUAGACAGGACAUGGCUUCACACCAUUUUUGUGAUUCAGUUGUCCCUUACUCUCUGGAUAUUGAACAAGACUAUUGGCAUUUCCUGAUU